Messenger RNA from Fundulus heteroclitus (mummichog), 6371 nucleotides. RefSeq lists its product as uncharacterized. Gene Ontology annotation, biological process: DNA integration. Lineage: Eukaryota; Metazoa; Chordata; Actinopteri; Cyprinodontiformes; Fundulidae. The record is from RefSeq and is a predicted model, not a curated record. Gene Ontology annotation, molecular function: zinc ion binding; nucleic acid binding.
ACAGAUUAUUCCAACCCGUUUAUGACAUUGGAUAUGUCUUCCGAGGGUGCCGAGUGUAGAAAGGCUACUGAAGAUGCGACGGUGGUGAAAGGUGAACAUUUCAACCCUUUUCUCUGUGAUGAACGCUGUUUUGGCUCGCAUGCUACAGGAGGGGACUUGUUUGCACCGCGCUACGGCUCCGCUCAGCCACAGUUUAGCUCUACAAACCCAUUCGUUGCUGCUGAAUGUCAAAGUUAUGCCCGUGGAGGGAAUGCAGUCGGCGGGACGCAUUACUACGCAGCCCCCGCGUUUCAAAUGAAAAGUAAUUACACGGACUCCAACCCGUUCGCCCCGGCUCAUGUACGAAACUUUGUGCACAGCACGCCGGCCCCAUUUAACCCUGUGGUAUUUCCCGCAGUGCAAUGUACCCCCGAACUGGAUGAAACGAUAAGCUAUAAGCAAACCCCUGCAUGGCCCCAGCCCCGCUUAAAAGCUGAUAAACCCCGUUUCGUGUUGCGGCAACCCUUGUCCGACAGUGAGGAGGAUGGAGAUCCUAGAGAGAGGGUCCCUACUUUACGGCCGGGCCAAUACGACGGUACCACACCAUGGAAAGAAUUUCUGCACAGGUUCGAAAGCUGCGCCGAAGCGAACCACUGGUCUGAAAAGACAAUGACAGUGCAGCUGAAAUUCUGCCUGGUUGGCACAGCGGGGGCCAUUGUCCACAGAAAUCCUCGCUCUUCCAAGUGGGAUUACCGCCGCCUGGUGGACGAACUGGAAAUUGCUUACGGUCCAUCCUCUGAUCAUGCCGCUGCGGUGGCAGUAGAAUUGAGGCAGCGAGUACGGAAACACAAAGAGGCCUUACAUACAUUCAGAGAUGAUAUUUAUGGGAAGGUGGCGGUGGCUUAUGGUGACAGGGCUGAAGUCGAGCAGGACUCCAUCGCUGUCGAAGUUUUCACAAAUGGUCUGGGUGAUGCAGAAAUAGUCCAGAAAUUAUUAGAGCAACGACCAUCCACACUCGCCCGUGCAUAUGAAAUAGCUCAUGCCCAUGAAACCACAAGAAGGGCUGCAGCUUAUGUCGCCAAUGCCAUGCAGCCAGGAGCCCGCAACAUGGUGGAACGACGGCCCCGAACUGCUGUAGUUAGAGCCAAUGACGAACAUGAAAGAGUUAUUAAAGCUACACCUGUGACAAGUUCUUCACAAAACUGGGUUGCCACACACAUUCCCUCAGCCUUUAAUAACCGCAAAAAUGUGACAAAAGGGAAGGUUCGCUGCCAUAACUGUCAAGGUUGGGGUCAUAUACAGAAGCAGUGCCCCUCUCCCCACAAGACCACAAAGGGUUUGAUAUCUGGCGGUUCCCCCUGUGACACCCAAGAAUCCACUGUGCUCCACCUGAAAAGCCAAAGCCAGGAAAUGAGUAUCCGCAUGCGACUCUAUGAAGUGGAGGUGUGCGCUCUGUUGGACAGUGGGGCGCGGAGAAAUGUGCUACCGUUGCGCUGUUAUAAUUCCAUCCAUCCUGAUGUGAGACCUCAGCUGUGUCCAUCAAUUGUUGAGACUUUAUUGGGGGUCGGACCUGUAGAUGUGCCAGUGCUGGGUGAGACCCAGAUACCUGUCAGCAUCAACAACCGUCAGGUGGAUGUGGAUUUUCUUGUAGCAGAUAUAGCAAGGUUAGAAGUGCUGCUGGGCCAUCCUUUCCUCGCACAAGCUGAAGCCCGUCUUGAUUUCGGCAGACAUCGCAUUAUCCUGUUUGGUGAAGAAGUCCCCCACUACCAACCCGAUUCCAACCUGAAGUCGCAUGCAGUGAAAAUAUCUAGAACCGUGAUGGUGGAACCAGGACAGGAGUAUGUUGUGAGGGGCAGCGUGCAGCUAAGUGGGACAGCCUGCAGUGACAUGAUACUUAGCCCUACUAAAGGUUUUAUUGAGAAGCACAAAGUACUCCUCGCUAGAGUCUUAGUUCAUCCCCAGAGGUCUAAAACGGUCCCUCUUCGCCUCUUUAAUCUGGGCAAUAACGCUGUGACCAUUAAAGAAGGAUCCCUGGUUAGUCUCCUCCAGCCAGCUGAAGCCUUGCAGCCUCCCUGUGCCUCACCAGCCACAGACUCGCCAGCCAGCGUUCCAGUGGUCCCUUUGCACCUUGAGGAGCUUUAUGCUCAGAGCUCUAAAAACCUCAAUGAGGGUGAGUGCCUCCAACUUAAACAGUUGCUCUCUACUUAUGGACUUGUGUUCUCCACAGGGCCUGCUGAUCUGGGCCGGACCAAUCUCGUCCAGCACGAUGUUGUACUUCGUCCAGGUGCCCCGAUAAAACAACCUCCACGUAGAAUGGCGAAAGAGAAGCAGCAAUUCGCCGACCGGCAGAUACAUGACAGCCUGCAGGACGGUCUCGCCCAACGCAGCCACAGCAGCUGGGCCUCACCCAUAAUUAUGGUACGCAAGAAGGAUGGGACAUACCGGCUCUGCAUUGAUUACAGGGCUCUCAAUGAGCAAACCGUACCGGACGCUUAUCCCCUGCCCCGUAUCCAGGAUAUGCUGGAUACACUGUCUACUGCCAGAUGGUUCAGCACGUUGGACCUUACCUUGGGUUACUGGCAGGUGGAGUUGACGCCAAGAGCACGCAAAGCCACAGCAUUCUGCGCCAGGACGGGUCUCUUUGAGUGGAAUGUCAUGCCGUUUGGGUUAUGUAACGCCCCUGCAACGUUCCAGCGGCUGAUGGACCGCGUUUUGGCUGGCAUGCAGUGGGAGACCUGUUUGGUCUACCUGGAUGACAUCAUCGUGCUGGCGAGGGAUGUGUCGGAGAUGCUGCAGCGGCUGGGCCAGGUGUUUUAUAGACUGCAACAAGCUAAUCUGAAACUAAAACCUGCCAAAUGCUGCCUUUUCCGUCGGGAGGUGGCCUACCUAGGUCACAUAGUGUCUGAGCGUGGUGUAGCUACGGACCCCAGCAAGGUCCAAAAAGUCAGAAUGUGGCCCACACCGUCAUCCAUCCAGGAGGUCCGACGUUUCAUUGGUUUGGCAUCAUACUAUCGCCGAUUUGUGAAGGACUUUGCAUCCAUUGCUGAACCCCUUCAUAACCAGAAAAAUGCUCGCUUCCAAUGGCAUGCCGAGCACCAGGCUGCUUUCAACAAGUUAAAGUGUCUCCUCACCUCGGCCCCCAUUCUUGGCUAUCCCAUGGACUGCGGGGAAAUGAUACUCGACACUGAUGCAAGUGACACCGGCAUUGGUGCUGUACUGUCACAAAUCCAGGGGGGUGUGGAAAGGGUGUUGGCUUAUGGCAGUCGCAAGUUGCCAAAGCCGGAACAAAACUACUGCACAACAAGAUGUGAACUUCUGGCCAUAGUGGAGUUCACCUCCCAUUUUCGUCAGUAUCUUCUCGGCCGGCCGUUUAAGGUGCGUACGGAUCAUAGUAGUCUGCGCUGGCUGACCAAAAAGAGAGAGCCAGAAGGACAGUUGGCUCGAUGGCUGGAAAAACUGGCUGAAUACGACUUUGAGAUUAUCCACCGUCCGGGUCGACAGCACACGAAUGCCGACAGCCUCUCCAGGAGACCCUGCCGCCAGUCCUGCCCAUGUAAAGUGCAGGACCCCUCGACACCACCCAAAACCAUCACCCAUCAAGCUGUCCAGUGCGAUUUGAACUCUAACAUCAGCUCCCUGUUGCUGAGUUCAGUGGGGGUGGAGGACCAACCUUCCACCACAGAGGUUUGUCCAGUGGGGGAGCUGAGCCAGGCCCAGGAUGCUGAUGUGGACAUUGCACCCAUACGCAGCUGGAUGAAGGCCGAUGACAAACGCCCCCCGUGGUCUGUGGUCUCGCCAUGCAGCCCGGCCACUAAGACGUACUGGACUCAAUGGAAACGACUUUACUUCAGGGAUGGGGUUCUGGUCCGUCGGUUCUAUUGCCUUGACGACAUCCAAUUCUACCCACAGAUUGUGCUGCCACGUAAACUACAACUCGACGUGAUGAGACAGAUGCAUGAGCGGCCAGUGGGUGGACAAUUUGGCGUAGAGCUGACCCUGACCAGAUUAAGAACCCGAUACUACUGGUACCACAUGAGGGAGGAUGUUGCCCUUUGGUGUAAGACCUGUACCAGCUGUGCGUCACGGGCUCGACCCCAGAAGACACCGCAAGCCCCUAUGGGAACAGUCCAGGUAGGAGCUCCUAUGGAGCGCAUUGCGUUGGACAUUAUGGGACCACUAAAUGAGACGGAGCGUGGAAACCGCUAUGUGCUUGUGAUACAAGAUUACUUCACAAAGUGGACUGAAGCAUUUCCUAUUCCGAACGAGCGAGCUGUGACCGUUGCCGGUAUCGUAGCUAGUGAGUGGGUGUGCCGCUAUGGAAUACCUGAAGCGCUUCACAGCGACCAGGGACGCAAUUUUGAGUCUGAGGUGUUCCAAGGGAUGUGCAGUUUGUUUGGGAUAGACAAGACUCACACAACACCAUUCAGGCCGCAGUCAGACGGUCAGGUCGAGCGUUUCAACACCACCCUCCAAAAGAUCCUGGCAACCACAGCAGCACGCUGCCAUUGGGAUUGGGACCUAAUGAUUCCUUAUGCUGUUAUGGCGUACAGGUCAACCAAACAUAGUGCUACAGGUUUCUCUCCAAACUUUGUGAUGUUAGGCCGAGAAGUAAGUGAACCAGCGGACCUCGUCGCCGGUUUGCCCCCUGAUCCGGAACACCAACCCACUGCUCCAGAGUAUGUGCAGCAGAUGCGGGAACGUUUGGAGUUGGCCCACCAAAUCGCUAGAGAAGCCCUGGGGGACUCGGUCACACGUGCAAAGAGACAGUACGACAAAAACUGCUGCCACACACAGUACAGAGUUGGAGACCCUGUGUGGUAUCUUAUUAAAGGAACACGUCAUGUCAAGAAUAAAGUCAAAAAGUUCCUCCCAGCAUAUGAAGGCCCAUUCUUCGUCCUGGGCCAACUGGAUGACCUAGUUUACCGGAUACAAAAAAAACCUAGGUCCAAGGUGAAAGUCGUCCACCAUGAUCAGCUAAAGCAUUACCGCAGUCGGGAGCCUCUGGACAACGGAUGGGCCCUGGAUCAGAGUCGACACUGGGAACCAACAGAGGUUCUACCACCAGCCUUAGAAGGGGACUCUGCAGACUGUGACCUGGAUUUACAGGGUUUGUUCUCUGAUGUAACCAGUGGAGGUGCUGACGGUUCCCUGUUGCCUACCUCAACUGCAAAGAAUCCCAGUCCGGGUGUAUUUGUCCCAUCCUCCCCUUCCCAUGUCAACUCUGAGGAUGGUGGGGGUGCGGUGGGAUAUUCACCUCCUCUGGGUCCGCCGUUCCGACGAUCUAGGCGCCAGCGUAGAGCACCAGACCGGUACGGCUCAUGGAUUGUUCCAAGUAAGACCAUGGACUCAGUUUAAGGUUCCAGGAGUUGGUUAAAACGGUUCGUACUGACCACCUGUAUCUGUUUUCUUUAUUACUGUUCAGUUGUCCGUACCGCAGAGAAAAUUUAACUUCAGAGCAAAUGGUUUGUUUCACGGGCAUGAUUGCUGUUUGUUUUGUUUUUUUUAUAUCUGAUGGGGUUCAGUUAGUGUCCUGCCUGGUCGUCCUGGAUGUCGCUGAGUAGUUUCUCUCCCCCUCUAUUGCAUGUAAAGCUUAAUGUGGCACAUGAGGUUCACCUUGAACGGGUUAAAGACAUCACUGAGAUAUGUGGUUUGAUGCUACACUCCACCUAUAUGUACGGACGAUUGUCAGUUUUUCUUUUCCUCUUAUAGUGAUGGGAUUGUGUAACAGUUUUAUGCGCCGCAAUGCUGGAGUGGAAUUAUUUCUUAAUUGCCAUCCAGAGUGGGGGUAGUGUUGCGGAAAGUGCCUCCGCUGUAUGUGAUGAUAGCUCAGUUUGUGGUGUGUACGUUAGAGGGGGGGGCGCUGUGUGCUGCAUGAACGGAAAUGUUGGGAGCGAGCGAAGAAGGGACGGUGUGUGUGGGACAAAAAGAGUGUGUGUAGCGGACGACCAGUGCACCGGUUAAGGAAAAGGUUGUGCAGUUGUCGACUGUUGGCUGGCCCUAUUAAAGAGUUGACUUUCCACCAUAUUCGUGCCACCGCUUGGUUUAUGUGCAAGACGUAUGACGGAGGUAACCCCGAAGUAAAGUCCACUUCGGCCCUGGAGGAAGAACUCCCCUGUGUCCUCCGACCACGGUCAGAAGACUGAGCAGGAACGGUUAACAAUUUAAAUUGCCAUUUUCAGUUUAAAGUUCUUCCAGCAACGAAUAUGACAGAAACAAGUUAGUUGUAACCACUGCCAAGUUAAACUUAUCACCAGAGCACCUUGAGCUUAACAUAUUACUCAAAUGCCAAAAACACUGUAGAUAUCACCAAACAAUUCAAUGACUCGGAGAAGCUAACCUGGCGAAGUGAAUACCUACUGUAGAUCCUUUUUGUGCUUCACACUUUGGUAUUG